Messenger RNA from Torulaspora globosa, 654 nucleotides. RefSeq names its product mitochondrial 37S ribosomal protein mS45 (gene MRPS35). Gene Ontology annotation, cellular component: mitochondrial small ribosomal subunit. Gene Ontology annotation, biological process: mitochondrial translation. The transcript has a single exon. The record is from RefSeq and is a predicted model, not a curated record. Lineage: Eukaryota; Fungi; Ascomycota; Saccharomycetes; Saccharomycetales; Saccharomycetaceae. Gene Ontology annotation, molecular function: structural constituent of ribosome. The coding region runs from base 1 to 654 and encodes 217 amino acids.
AUGAUGCUUUCAGUAGGCGGAUGUAGGCCUGGAAGUGCUCCUGGUGCCGUUGUCAUAUGCCAGCAGGUUAGAAAUAUCUCCAGGAGGAGGAUUGCUUAUCCUUUUUAUCCCUUCAAGAGGUUAGGCAAACAAGAUCCAAAGAAACAUGAUUCUAACCUUAAAUCUGCAAUGAGACAGUUUCUGGGACCCAAGAACUACAAGGGGCAAUACGUGAUGAACAAGUAUUUUGAAGUCCCGAAGAACCAUGUGCCCAACUACAUCAAGCCGGAUUUGGAGAGAGGGCAGAGUUUGCAGAAUCCCAUCACUGGCGAGAAUGUGGUGCUGAAAUAUGAUGGCACGUACGGUGAGGCGCCUGAGAACAGGCGGUUGCAGCAGAUUUCGGAAAAAAGAGUGUUGCAGCCUUUCCCGAACAACUCGCAUUGCCGGACGAACAGCAUAAUAAGUGAUGACUUGAAGAUGAGGAUAUACAACGACAUCGAGGUAGAAGGCCACACAACCCAGCAGGUGUCGCAGAACUAUGGAUUGAAAGUGCCUAGAGUGGAGGCGAUCUUGAAACUGGCUGAGAUCGAGCAAAAAUGGGCCAAACGAGUAUGUAUACGCAGCUAUGAAACAGAGCUCAAGUUGGGGGUAUCAUAUGAUGAGACUACCAAAUAA